UUUACGGAGCGCAGGACGAUGAUACCGCCAGGAGACUGCAUGUAUGCGGGCAGGAAAAGAAGGAAACCCGUUCAAAAGCAGAAACCAGCGACUGUGAGUGAGAAGUCCAACCCAUCCAAGAGGCACCGGGACCGCCUGAACGCGGAGCUGGACCGGCUGGCCAGCAUGCUACCUUUUUCCCCAGACAUCAUCUCCAAGCUGGAUAAACUGUCCGUGCUGCGCCUCAGUGUCAGCUACCUCCGGGUCAAGAGUUUCUUCACAGUUAAUCACGAGAAGCCGUCCAGCAGAAAGCACAUCAGUCCAUCCAGCAACUCUGUCCCCGAGCCCAGGAAAGACAGCCUGCCUAAGGCUAUGGGCAACAGCGUCACGGAGAGCGGACUCCUUCUGGAGUCCAUUACUGGCUUUGCGUUGGUGGUGAGCAGCGAUGGAAUGGUUUUCUUUUCCUCCUCAAACAUCGUUGACUAUUUGGGCUUCCAUCAGACGGACGUGAUGCACCAAAACGUCUUUGAUUAUGUCCAUGUGGACGACCGGCAAGAGUUCAGAAGACAGCUCCACUGGGCCAUGAACCCCAGCCAACACCACUUAGUCUCAGGAACUGGUGAGGACUUUGUGGUGAGCAGCCUGUUUCAUUCUCAGGAGACGGGGGGAGUCGCUCCUGAGUUCUCCUCCUUUUUCAACCGCUGUUUCAUGUCCCGCGUGCGCUGCCUGCUGGACAGCACCUCUGGCUUCCUGACCAUGCAGAUCCAGGGCCGACUCAAGUUCCUCCAAGGACAGAAGAAGAAGUGGGGCUCGGGGGCCCUGCUACCCCCCCAGCUGGCCCUAUUCUGUGUGGCCGUGCCCUUUCUGCUGCCCUCCAUCACUGAGAUGAAGAUGAACAACAUGAUGAUGAGGGGCAAGCACAAGAGUGGAGGGGGCAUCAUCACUGCACUGGAAUAUGGUGAGAGAGAGGAGCAGUUGAGGAGGCAGGCUGGCAGUGCGGGGGGGAUGAUUGAUGGCGGGGACCCGCUGCUCCUCAACUGCACCAAACUUGGGGGUCCCCAGCAGCGCCGCCACGCCCCCUGGACGCCCCUCUCCAAAGACAGCCUCAAGUACAAGACAGAGGGGGGCUAUUGUGGACAGGACGAGCCCCUCAACUACUGCAAGACCUCCAUGGGCGGUGCCCCCCACCCCAAAGGCCCAGGCCUGGACUCCCUGUGGCCCAUGCGGCCUGCCUCGGGGCCCAUCCGGGGGGGGCAAGGUGGCGGCUACACCCCCUCUAAUCGACUCGGGAAAGGUGGGCACUAUGGCAAGCCCUACCGCAUGUCCCCCAGCAUGUGCCACGGAGGAGGGCGAGGUGGUGAAAUCUACAUGCCCAGGAUGUACGAGAGCUCCGGCGAGUUGGACCUGUACUGCGUGGGAGAGGCGGUGAAGAGCGAGUGCUACGGCAACCUCCUGUUGCCUGAGAUGCCCAUCAAGGUGGAGCAGGACUCGGAUUCGGAGAACGGCUGCGACGCGUAUGGCCGUCCGUGGCCCUGCCGGGAGCCCUUUGACCACCGCUACCACAGCGGCAACAGCUAUGUCGACAACAACGGCCUUCAUAUGAAGUCGGAGGCGGACUACUACGAACAGUACUCGUCGUGCCAGAGGGGCAAGGCUGGCAUCAGCCCCAUCAGCCCGCCCUACAACAACGGCCCCUUCCAGAACUAUAAUAACAUGGGGGGCGGCAGGCCCUUGAAGAGUGUGGUCAAUAAGGACCAGUCCCAGUUCAGUCCCCAGAGGUUGUCCCACUCAGACCCGCUCUGUAGCAGCCAAAGCAUCAACUGCAUCGACGUGUACGCAAGCGGCCCCGUGGAGCACAACAACAAGGGCUACAUGCAGCAGCAGGACAAGUUGGACUACGAGUUUAAAGGUCACGGACCGCCGCGCCAGACCAUCAAGCAGGAGCCCGUGGACUCACCCCAGUGGUCGGACGGCAGCGGCCACGACAUGAGCCAUGCCGUGGGACACUCUCAGAGGAACGUUAUGCCCCACCGUGUGAUGAAUGCUGGCCAGCACAAAGCCAACCCUUGUGUUUAUAUGCAAUAGACGUUGAUCCGCCCCAUACUUCCUCAUUCACCAGCAUAACACAUUGGCAGAAGACAUGCAGGGUAUGGCUCAGGUUUAAAGACUAGUGUGUUGGAGACAAUCAAAGAAAGGAAUGGGGGGGGGGGGGGUUCUAUCUCGAUUUGUUUUGAUGAAUGGAAUAAAUUGUAGUUAUUUAUCCAAAGCACUUUUGAUAUAGUGAUUCAAAUAUUUUCUAGAGUCACAUUUCUGUUUGUGUUGUGUGUGUAUACCUGCAUUUUCUGGAGGCUUAUACAUGUGUAUAUAUAUACAGUGUAGAAAAUACACAGAACACAGAAUUGGGUGAUACAGGAUGAGAGAGAGAGAGAGAGAGUGAUUUUGCUGUUAACAUUUGACCUCAAUAAAUUAUUUUCUGUCAAGGUCGGUUUACCCAAAGAGGUCUGUGACGUGCAUGCUCUUUUCAGUCAGGAAAAAUUAAUUAAAGGUUCAAUUGAAUACGCUCCAGUCUGGGUAUGUGUGUGACGUGUCUACGUGAGAGAGUGUAUGUGUGUAGUGUCUAUGUGAGAGAGUGUGUGUGUGUGUGUGACGUGUCUAUGUGAGAGAGUGUGUGUGACGUGUCUAUGUGAGAGAGAGAAUGUGUGUGACGUGUCUAUGUGAGAGAGUGUAUGUGUGUGUGACGUGUCUACGUGAGAGAGUAUGUGUGUGACGUGUCUAUGUGAGAGAGUAUGUGUGUGUGACGUGUCUAAGUGAGAGUAUAUGUGUGACGUGUCUAUGUGAGAGAGUGUAUGUGUGUGACGUGUCUAUGUGAGAGAGUAUAUGUGUGACGUGUCUAUGUGAGAGAGUGUAUGUGUGUGACGUGUCUAUGUGAGAGAGUGUAUGUGUGUGUGACGUGUCUAUGUGAGAGAGUGUAUGUGUGUGUGACGUGUCUAUGUGAGAGAGUGUAUGUGUGUGACGUGUCUAUGUGAGAGAGUGUAUGUGUGUGUGACGUGUCUAUGUGAGAGGGAGUAUGUGUGUGACGUGUCUAUGUGAGAGAGGGUAUGUGUGUGUGACGUGUCUAUGUGAGAGAGUGUAUGUGUGUGACGUGUCUAUGUGAGAGAGUGUAUGUGUGUGACGUGUCUAUGUGAGAGAGUGUAUGUGUGUGUGACGUGUCUAUGUGAGAGGGAGUAUGUGUGUGACGUGUCUAUGUGAGAGAGGGUAUGUGUGUGUGACGUGUCUAUGUGAGAGAGUGUGUGUGACGUGUCUAUGUGAGAGAAUGUAUGUGUGUGACGUGUCUAUGUGAGAGAGUGUGUGUGUGUGUGUGACGUGUCUAUGUGAGAGAGUGUGUGUGACGUGUCUAUGUGAGAGAAUGUAUGUGUGUGACGUGUCUAUGUGAGAGAGUGUAUGUGUGUGUGACGUGUCUAUGUGAGAGGGAGUAUGUGUGUGACGUGUCUAUGUGAGAGAGGGUAUGUGUGUGACGUGUCUACAUGAGAGAGUGUGUGUGUGUGACGUGUCUAUGUGAGAGAGAGUAUGUGUGUGUGACGUGUCUAUGUGAGAGAGUGUAUGUGUGUGACGUGUCUAUGUGAGAGAGUGUAUGUGUGUGUGACGUGUCUAUGUGAGAGGGAGUAUGUGUGUGACGUGUCUAUGUGAGAGAGGGUAUGUGUGUGACGUGUCUAUGUGAGAGAGUGUGUGUGUGUGUGUGACGUGUCUAUGUGAGAGAGUGUAUGUGUGUGACGUGUCUAUGUGAGAGAGUGUGUGUGACGUGUCUAUGUGAGAGAGGGUAUGUGUGUGUGACGUGUCUAUGUGAGAGAGUGUAUGUGUGUGACGUGUCUAUGUGAGAGAGUGUGUGUGUGUGUGUGACGUGUCUAUGUGAGAGAGUGUGUGUGACGUGUCUAUGUGAGAGAGGGUAUGUGUGUGACGUGUCUAUGUGAGAGAGUGUGUGUGUGUGUGUGACGUGUCUAUGUGAGAGAGUGUGUGUGACGUGUCUAUGUGAGAGGGAGUAUGUGUGUGACGUGUCUAUGUGAGAGAGGGUAUGUGUGUGACGUGUCUAUGUGAGAGAGAGUAUGUGUGUGACGUGUCUAUGUGAGAGAGUGUAUGUGUGUGUGACGUGUCUAUGUGAGAGAGGAUGUGUGUGUGACGUGUCUAUGUGAGAGAGUAUGUGUGUGUGACGUGUCUAUGUGAGAGAGGAUGUGUGUGUGACGUGUCUAUGUGAGAGAGUGUAUGUGUGAGGUAACUGCCCA
Messenger RNA from Salvelinus fontinalis (brook trout), 4256 nucleotides. Its product is annotated as aryl hydrocarbon receptor repressor-like. Lineage: Eukaryota; Metazoa; Chordata; Actinopteri; Salmoniformes; Salmonidae. Gene Ontology annotation, biological process: regulation of transcription by RNA polymerase II. Bases 19 to 2064 code for a protein of 681 amino acids. Gene Ontology annotation, molecular function: transcription cis-regulatory region binding; protein dimerization activity; nuclear receptor activity. Gene Ontology annotation, cellular component: nucleus; aryl hydrocarbon receptor complex. The record is from RefSeq and is a predicted model, not a curated record. The transcript has 8 exons.